CAAAUAACUUAGUUAAGAUAUGAAGAAGAUAAAGAAAAAUAUUGGACAACAGAAGAAUGGUGUUUCUCAGCAACAUUUUGAAGCUGACAAAGAUUUAGUUGCCAAAUCUGGGGCCUCAUUUUGUGUGAAGUAUUUGGGCUAUGAAGAGGUCAAGGAAGCCAGAGGAGUCAAAGUAUGCUCUGUUGCUGUGGCAAAACUCAUCAAAGAUAAGAAAAACAAGAAGAAGAUGUCUCUCUCUAUCUCAAUGGAUGGUGUACGUGUAGUUGACGAUAUAAGUAGGGUGCUAGUGUUGGAUCAGCCGAUAGAGAAAAUAUCUUUCUGCGCACCAGACUCCCUUAAUCCUAAACUGUUCUCGUACAUUGCCCGGGAUGGUCCGUGCAGACGGUGGCUUUGUUAUGGUUUCUACGCUACUGAUGUCCCUGGAGAGAGGUUAUCUCAUGCACUAGGAUGCGCUUUUACCGCUUGUCUACAGAGGAAACAAAAAGCGGGAAAAGUUAAAGAAUCUAACAACAGUACUGGAUCCGUGAGUUCUAAAGGGAGCUCAAUAGAAAACAGUCCAUCAACCUUGCCAGCCAAGGGUACCCCAACAAAACAUCCUCCAAUGAUGAAAGCUAACACCACUGCUAAUAUCACUACUAUCAAACGUCUCCCACCUAAAGAGAUAACAGUACCUAUACCGGACUUCAGCCGUGACCGCUCCGCUACUACCAUCGGAAUAUCCACUCCCCCAACUCAGUCUGCUAUACUUCAGAGGGCACAAACGAACCCCUUUGGCGACGAAUUUAAUCCAGAAAAUAACUUCACUGCAGACUUGGCUGACAUUUUAUUAUUCGAUCCGAGUGAGGACAAAGUGGGUACUCAGCAGGAACAAAGGAGGAGAGCAGCUACUCAGUUACCAGGGACUGACAGCCUGGACGAGUUUGAUCCUCUACAUCCCACUUUUAAAAGUAUGCAGUUCGAAGACAACUUCAAACCACCAACAGUCGAACCUUCUCACCUCGCCAACAACCCUGGUUACCAUGGCAACAACUCAGGUUACCAUGGCAACAACUCAUUCGCGCACACAAACCCAUUUUCAAGCGCCGUAAUGUCGGAAGGAUCUUCUCAGCAACAAUUUGAUGAUUUUGAUAUUUUCGCCUCAAAUCGACUUACAUUAAGAUGAGGACGAGACUGAUCUUAGUGAUUUCUGUUUUUUUUUCUUCAGGAAUUCUGAAAUUCUGUGACCUUGGCUGAAUAGUGGGAAUUGUGAUUUUUGGGUGUCCGUGAUUUAAUGUAAUGAGAGGUCGGGGGCAAUGGAGCUAGUAUCAAAUAAUAUUAACAUUCGGGCUUGAGUUAUUGAUUUUUUUUUUUAUUACACGAAAUUUGAAAUGAGGCGAAAUAACAAAUUUCACCUAUACACUAAUUUUAGUAACCGUCAUCUUAUAUCAAGGUAUUUGAAUUAAUCCAUGGCCUCAUAAUAUGUAAAAGUGAGUUUUAUAUCCACGAGAUCUUAUUAAUUUAAUGAAAAAUAAGUUUCAUGUAAUAAUAUAAUCUGAUCUUUAUUAUUGUGUAAUCUUUGUCUGAUAUAAACACCAAGUUUGUACGCGUAUAAAUAAUAAAUUGGUAUUAAUGUCAAUUAUAAUUGGCAUUUAUUGUCGCUGAAAUGACUCACACCGCCAGUUAACGUAUGAUUUGAGUUUUGAACCAAUAAUUUGUGGUUAUGUGUAAUAUUUAUCAAGUUAUACUUAAGUCUUAUUUUUUUCAAGAUGUCAUCCCUUAAGAAUCACGAUCUUUAUGAUCGAAAGAAAAUGUGCUUGAAGAAUAUGUCAUUUAUUUGAUUUUGAGGUACUGUGCUGCUUUAUCAUUUAUAGCCCUACAAAUUUUUUUAAUUAAAUGUAAUUUUUUUCUCAUUCAUAAAACUGAUUGUAAUUUUGGGAAGUUAAAUUUAAAAGCAAUUUUGAUUUUAAGUAGGAAUUGUUCUUUAAGGUCGACGUCAUAAGUAAAUACGUUCUUUGUUACCAUAUUUGAGUCCUCCAUUUGGGAUAGGAAGCUAGACCUAUAGAAACGUUUGACUGCUCAACGUUUUUGGAAUGCGAACGAUUUCUGGAAUUUAGCUGGUCCGGGAUUUAGCUGGUCUGGUUUACAAGGUUGACUGCAGAAUUAGUUGGAUAUCAUAUCACCGUUUGUUGGAAUUAACGUGACCCCACUAACGGAUAUUUUGGGCAAGAAUUGCAAAAUGUGUUCAAAAUUGAUUAAGAUACUCCACAAUAAGAAAUUCCAUCUGGCCGUGUGUACAAUAAAUAUUCCUGUUGGGUUUGCCGUUAUGUAAAGUGUUUGUUAUAUUGGCGUGUCGUAUUAUAGCUAAUUUCUACCAUAAAAACCAUCAUUUGUAAAUUUGCUGAUUUUUUGUUAAUUCCUUUUAAACACUUCAGAUUUAACUGCA
Molecule: messenger RNA, 2422 nt
Organism: Bolinopsis microptera
Lineage: Eukaryota; Metazoa; Ctenophora; Tentaculata; Lobata; Bolinopsidae
Product: numb-like protein
Exons: 10
Coding region: 20-1162 (380 amino acids)
Cellular component (GO): cytoplasm
Source: RefSeq, a predicted model, not a curated record